Messenger RNA from Cygnus olor (mute swan), 2079 nucleotides. RefSeq names its product ARV1 homolog, fatty acid homeostasis modulator (gene ARV1). Gene Ontology annotation, biological process: regulation of plasma membrane sterol distribution; sterol metabolic process; sphingolipid metabolic process. The transcript is spliced from 5 exons. Gene Ontology annotation, cellular component: Golgi apparatus; cortical endoplasmic reticulum. Bases 10 to 861 code for a protein of 283 amino acids. The record is from RefSeq and is a predicted model, not a curated record. Lineage: Eukaryota; Metazoa; Chordata; Aves; Anseriformes; Anatidae.
UCCUGGGAUAUGGAGUCCGGCCCCGCUCUGGCCUCGCCGGAGAGCGGCUACGGAGAACUACAACUCCCGGCAUGCAGCGCCAGGAGGGCCAGUCCCCGCCGCGCCUCCGAAGGCGGAAGGGAGGCGGUGGCGGGCGCCAUGGCUGAGCCGGGCGCCAUGGCGGAGCCGGGCGCGUACCGCUGCGUGGAGUGCAGCGGCGGCGCCGAGGAGCUGUACCGGGACUACCAGCGCGGGGUGCUCCGCAUCGCCAUCUGCAAAUCCUGCCAGAAACCUGUGGACAAAUACAUUGAGUAUGAUCCUGUUAUCAUCUUGAUUAAUGCAAUUUUAUGUAAAGCACAAGCAUACAGACACAUUCUUUUCAAUACAAAGAUAAAUAUUCAUGGUAAGCUCUGUGUAUUUUGUUUGCUCUGUGAAGCUUAUCUCAGGUGGCUUCAACUACAGGAUUCAAGCCAAAAUACAGAUCCUGAUGACUUAAUCAGAUAUGCCAAGGAAUGGGAUUUUUAUAGAAUGUUUGGUAUUGCUUCUUUAGAACAAACUUCAUUUUUGGUUGGCAUCUUUAUUGCCUUGUGGUGGAUGAGACCUGAGAUGCUAAAAUCCAAGUCUGACUUCAUUUUACUUCUCAAAGCACUGCUGUUGUCUAGCUAUGGAAAACUUUUGCUAAUUCCAGCUGUUAUUUGGGAACAUGACUACACGCCUUUGUGCCUUGUGUUUAUAAAAGUAUUUGUCUUGACAUCAAACUCUCAGGCAAUUAGAGUUACGUUGAACUUGAACCGAAUGCUCUCUUGGUUGGCCAUCGUCUUUGGAUUAAUUUUGGAAAAUGGUGUGGUUUGCUUGUUCCAUAAAAUGGGAUGGGAUGUUUGAAAUAUCAGCUCAGACCUAAGGAAAUGCAAUAUAGUGAUCGUUUUCUGAGAAUGAUCUCUGCCAGCAGCCUCCGAAGACACUAUUUUUAUAGUGAUGAAGAUGAUCGAUAACAAAAAUUUUCAUUAGUGGUGUGAGUAGACUGUGUUAGGAUGAGUUUGAAUGAGAAACUUCAGAAGGUGUGCUGUUUAAUUUGAUGAAUCAUAAAACUUCAGCCUUAGUUUUUCACAUUAAAAAUAUGAAUGUGUCACUAUCCUAAUAGCUUUAUAAUGCUGGCUGUAUAGCUAUGGCUGUAAUAAAAAAAAAAAAAAAAAGGUACACUGAAAAAAUUCAUCACUGCUAACCGUCACUGCAUUUUGGCAGGAAGAUGGGGAUGAAUCCUUCCCUUAAAAGGGAGGAAAAAAGUCAGUGGAAAAAUGUAAAAGGCAAAAUUGUUCAUUUCUCUCUGAAAAUCUGGUUUUGUGGAAAUAUCACAUACGAACAGAUUUUUAGAGAAAAGGCAAGUAUUACAGAUUGAAACUGCAGUGAAUAAAUUAAGUUGCAUUCUCUUGAGUGCUUAUAUAACAAUCCAAAAUAAUAAAAUAUUUAGUUCUAGAAUAAUCUCUAGGACGUAUAGUUUUAAGUGGCUUUGAAUUUUAUGUGAUCUCAUAAAAAGUGAAGUAUGAGGCUGCUCAGCAAUGCUCUUUUAUGGAGUAUUAUUUGUUGAAAAAGAAACAAGGUUUAGACUGUAUUAAUAAAAAAACAUUUAUAGAAGUUCUGCAUUUUUUUCCCUAACAGGCAAGGAGAGUGCUAGAUGACCCACAAGAACUGUUUUUCUUGAGGCAGUAGUUAGGACACUAAACUUACUCUUCUGCAGACCAGUUUCCAUGAUGUUUCAUCCAGUGUUUAAUUUUCCUGCUUCAAUUCUAGAAGGCUGUACUGUCUCAGGUACUACUUCCCUACUUCAUUUUUCCCACGUGCAGUCUCCUAUCUCUGUUUUGGAAAAUGCAUUAACAAAAUUAACGUUUUGCAACAUCUUCAAUUUGAACAGGUUUAAAGUAAAUCUUGAUUAUGACCACAGAAGACAUCAGACUCCUUAGAACCCUUGCAACAACAGAAGCCAUGUUAAGUUACUCUGUUAGAAAAGCAAAUGAUUCCUAAUUCUUUUUUAAUAGGUCAGAGAUUGACACCUCUCACAUACGAUUUGUUAAAUUUGUCAUCUUUCUGAGCAUGUGACAGUGA